Malania oleifera is the source of this 2198-nucleotide messenger RNA. Its product is annotated as nuclear transport factor 2. The record is from RefSeq and is a predicted model, not a curated record. The transcript has 9 exons. Gene Ontology annotation, cellular component: ribonucleoprotein complex; cytosol. The coding region runs from base 505 to 1857 and encodes 450 amino acids. NCBI's taxonomy places the organism in Eukaryota, Viridiplantae, Streptophyta, Magnoliopsida, Santalales, Ximeniaceae. Gene Ontology annotation, molecular function: mRNA binding.
CCAAUCGAUUCUCCGCCGUAGGAUCAGUUGACUACCGCCCUUGCAAUUUCGGCUCUAUCACGACUUCAUUCCUUCUCCUUCGACGGCGGCGAUCCUCCCACGUUGCUGGCUGCUUUUAGAUGGGCCCCUCUAAUUCGACGGCUUUGAUUUCAUCAGCAGAAUCUUCAACACCUAGUUUAAAUAUAAGUAGGGGAGCGGACACAGCACUUUCUAGUGUCCACAGAUCUAUCGGAGCUCCUCUCCCCCUUCUCUCUCUCCCUCUAGAUAUCAGUUUUCUUCCGUAAAACCUUUGCAUUCUAGAACCCUCUCUCUCUAGGCGGAUAGUGAUUUCAGAGCUCUUGUGGUAGGAGUGUAACAAGCUGUCGUUGAACCCUAGAUUUUCUGGAUUUAGGGCUUCAGUCACCGCGCAGACCGUGUGUGGAUCUUCGAUCGAUCAGAGAUUCAGAGGGCCGAGAGGGGUUUGGAUUUUGCUUGGACCUGCGCGCUCUUGUAAAGAGAGCGAUAAUGGCGAGUUCAUAUUCCGGAACUGUCACUGCUGCUCAGGUUGGUUCAUACUUCGUUGGUCAGUACUACCAGGUUCUUCAGCAGCAGCCCGAUUGUGCUCAUCAGUUUUAUACCGAUUCGAGCUCUAUGAUCCAGGUCGAUGGGGAUUCAAGCCAGACGGCUUCAACACCACUGCAAAUCCAUACACUUAUCUUGUCGCUAAAUUUUACUGGAAUUGAGAUCAAAACAAUAAAUUCUCUGGAAUCGUGGGAUGGAGGUAUUUUAGUUUUGGUUUCAGGUUCUGUUAAAGGCAAGGAUUUCAGUGACGGGAGGAAAUUUGUGCAGAGCUUUUUCCUUGCUCCCCAGGAGAAGGGUUACUUUGUUCUUAAUGAUAUCUUCCAGUUCAUGGAUGAGGAAAUUGUUCACCAACAUUCCCUGCCUGUACAACCAGAGAACAAGCUUGAUUCUCAAGUUCAUGCGCCUAGUCCCAUUCCUGAGCUACCAGUUGCAGACUAUGUCUUAGAGGAAGAGGCCAGGGAUUAUGUGAACUCUGUUCAUAUUGAAGAUGACACAGUUGACAAAUACAGCCUCCCUGAUCAACAGCAGCUACAGGAACCCGAAACUGAAACUGUGGUGGAGGAAACUCCUGUGGAAGAGGCUGCUUCACUUCAAAAUGCUGUGAACACUGUGCAAGAUCCUUGGGCAGGUCCUGUGGAGGAACCUGUUGGAGAGCCUCAAAAGAGAACUUAUGCUUCCAUUUUGCGGGUAUCCAUGGGGCAACCUGUCUUACCUGUUGCAACUCAACCAUUGUUUAAAAAGAGUAGCCCACCAGCUUCUGAGUGGCAUCACACACCGGAGCCGGCUGCUCAACCGUCAAACACUGUAUUUUCAGAUGUGCGGGAGUCUUUCGGAGAGGCAGCUGAGGAAGGCUUAGCACUAGAAGAAGAAGGUGAAUCAAAAUCUGUCUAUGUGAGAAACUUGCCUUCAAAUGUGUCUGCCUCUGAAAUUGAGCAAGAGUUUAUGAACUUUGGCAGAAUCAAGCCAGAUGGUGUGUUCAUAAGGAGCCGCAAGGACAUUGGUGUUUGCUAUGCUUUUGUUGAGUUUGAAGAUCUUCUUGGUGUUCAGAAUGCUCUCAAGGCAUCUCCAAUCCAGUUGGCUGGGAGACAAGUCUUCGUCGAAGAGAGGAGGGCAAACAGCAACAGUACUUCCCGAGGUGGAAGAAGGGGAAGAGGAAGAGGUGGUUACCAGUCAGAGGCAACGAGGGGCCGUUUCAGUGCUCGGGGUUCUGGUCGGGGUAGCAACCAUGAUGGUGGAGACUACAGCAGGCCGAGGGGCAAUGGUUUCUACCAGCGCGGUUCACGCCAAAUGUCUUAGAACACCAACUAUUUACAACAUUUGUGGGGUGAUUUGAUACUAUAACUUGGUUUUCUAUUUUCCCGGAGGGAACCGAGCUUGUCGAGUGUUCUAUUACCAACCAAUGACAUUGACCUUCUAUGGGGGAAGAAUUAGGCAGUGUCAUUUCUUACAUGUAUGGUGUGUUAAAGAGACCUUUUCUCAUUAGUUCUGCUAUUUACGGGGUACGGAAGCACUAAUGUUCCCCUUGAAUGGUUUUUUGUGAUGCAUCUAGGGGAAUUUUUGUAUUCUGAAGCCCAUUGUUGUGGCUGAAUGUUGUUUACUAUUUCUAUUGGUAAUGUGGAGAUUUUUGGGUUUGGAUC